This is a messenger RNA of Sinocyclocheilus rhinocerous, 1247 nucleotides long. RefSeq names its product chromosome unknown C11orf65 homolog (gene cunh11orf65). Bases 183 to 1178 code for a protein of 331 amino acids. The record is from RefSeq and is a predicted model, not a curated record. The transcript is spliced from 10 exons. Lineage: Eukaryota; Metazoa; Chordata; Actinopteri; Cypriniformes; Cyprinidae.
CACCGGAUGGGUUUGAUUUCGAUAUUAUAGAUAUCAUAAGGAUAAAACGCUUUAUUUUAAUACAUUGCCUAUUUUAAGCACCUUCUACCUAUUAAACAUUUUAAUUCAGGUAUUUGAAGCAUAUUGGCUAUUCUGUUUCUUGAGAAUGAAGAGGACUCCAGAGAUCAACAGCAUGUGCUAGCAUGAAUAAGAAAAUGACUGAACACACAUACUCUUUUGACAGGCAUCACUCAACAUCUCCAGCUGGGGAAACUACAUCAGACACUAAUGUCAUACUUGUCCCACAGCUGGAAACGGCUUUCAGCAGAGCAGCCAGGAUCAUCCAGCGAGCAUGGAGGGCACAUGUUGAUACUGCUGUUUUCAAGCACCUCAAGAAACUAGUGAGCUUUCAUAAUCAAGGGGAUCCACGUCUCCUUCUUAGAUUUAUUAACCCUGCAGAGGCUAAUAUUCUGGAUGCUGCUUCAGGGGCACUUAUCCGAUUCAGACUGGGUGGGCCAACCUAUCCUCCAAACAUCUACUUUAAAAUAUACACUCGUGCACCCAUAGUGGACAUGUGUGCCUCCAGUCCUAAAGAUUACACACAGCUAAAGAAACCUGCUCCAAGCCAGAUUCAUAAUGGCCGACUGAUGAUCAAUGACAGGGAUGAUCACUCUGGGUGGUACCAGCGGGUAGAGAACAAUGGCUGGAGGAUUUUGUCUUGCAAGAUUUCUGUGUUUGAAGACCCAAUAACUCAAGAUACCAAUGUUAAGAAGAUACAGUUCCAUCACUGCAAAAUCCGUCGGCGACAAGAUGUUGCAAGAAAAAAGAAGAUUCGGAAAAUUGAAUGGAUGAGAAAAAUGUAUGCUGAGGGUCUCCUGCAAUCUCAUACAGAACACAGCGAAACAGCUCUGCUGGUGCAAAAAUCCACAGAGUUGAUGGAUUCCUUUGAACAGAUUGGACCAGAUUCAGUUUCUGAGCAGGACGUAGAUGAGCUGCUCGAAUGGACCAAAGCUCUCAAUUUUGAUGAGUAUAUCAAUGAAUGGAGGAAUUUGGGUACCAGCAAAUGCUGCAUAUUUAUCAGAGAUAGGCUGUCGGAGAGUGACCAGAAGGACUUUGCCUGUCUCUCUGUGCGUGAUAUUUGUGAGAUUCCUCAGAUCAGUCAGGAUCCAGUGGUGAGCCAACAUCUGGAUCACAUCUGAGGGUGGAAUUGUAUCAUGCAGCUCUAAUAAUAUAUUGCACAUCUGAUUUGCUUUAUUAAUUUGAAUAAA